This is a messenger RNA of Papilio machaon (common yellow swallowtail), 540 nucleotides long. Its product is annotated as biogenesis of lysosome-related organelles complex 1 subunit 6. The record is from RefSeq and is a predicted model, not a curated record. The transcript has 5 exons. Lineage: Eukaryota; Metazoa; Arthropoda; Insecta; Lepidoptera; Papilionidae. Bases 158 to 517 code for a protein of 119 amino acids. Gene Ontology annotation, biological process: intracellular transport. Gene Ontology annotation, cellular component: transport vesicle; BLOC-1 complex; extrinsic component of membrane.
UCAAGUGUCAAAACUCAGUAAAGUGGAAUGAUUAUUGUAUUUGUUGUGUUCAGUGAUUUUAUUUUUAUAGCUUUCGGCUUAUGUUAAAUUGUUAAACAAUAUCACAACUUGAUAAUACUCUGCUAGCCUAAACCUACUUGCCUUACAAACUGAAAUAAUGGCUGAUUUAGAAAGCGAAAAUAAAACAUUGGACGACGCAAAAAAUGUACAAAUUCUAGCACAGGGUUUGACGGAGCUGUAUGAACCUCCGUUAGCAUCUAUACAUAGCCAUUUAAAAGAAUUAACAGAAAAACAAGAGGCUGUAAGUGAAAUACUGUCAGCUGAGAGACGUAAACUAAAUGACCUGCAAAGUGAUGCCAUGCUAGAUGCUUUAUUGGCAGACAUAGCUACAAUCAAAGAGAGAUUAACAACCAUCUCCAAUUCUAUGAUGGGUCUACAUAAAAGGGUGCAAUCUUUACAGACCCGAGCAGCCAACAUAGAAAAGGUGGCAUUGAAUAAAGCAAGCAAUAAAAAUUAAACUUUCCAUAAUACAUUCCUCAU